AUGGGUGGUUCAGAGAAUGGAGCACCCGAUAACCAAAAUAAGCCCACCGAGACAAGCCUCUCACCAGAUUCCAUAAUCAAUCUAGAUCAGGGCGAUCCAACGUUGUUCGAGCCAUACUGGAAGAAGAUGGGAGACAAGUGUACGUUGCCACAACUUGGCGAUGCCAUAAAGGGACUGCAUCGUGUUGUUGGAAAUGCAGUCCCCGACGGUCGCCACAUCGUGGUUGGGACCGGUUCAACACAGCUCCUAAUGGCUGCUCUAUAUGCCCUCUCUUCUCCUUCCACUAGUCACCCCGUCAGUCUCGUGGCUGCUGCUCCUUAUUACUCGGGAUAUAAGGAUCAGGCAGAAUUCCUGCUUUCAGGACUCUAUAAAUGGGAAGGAGAUGCACAUACCUUUGAUAAGGAUGGACCUUAUAUUGAGGUCGUAACCUCGCCAAAUAACCCUGAUGGUGCUAUCCGAGAAGCUGUGGUGAACCUCGGGGAAGGGAAGCUUGUGUAUGACCUGGCCUACUACUGGCCACAAUACACGCCCAUUACUGAUCACCCUUUGGAUCAUGAUAUCAUGUUGUUCACAUUUUCCAAAUGCACUGGACAUGCUGGCUCCCGUAUAGGGUGA
Populus nigra (black poplar) is the source of this 615-nucleotide messenger RNA. Its product is annotated as tryptophan aminotransferase-related protein 1-like. The coding region runs from base 1 to 615 and encodes 204 amino acids. The transcript is spliced from 4 exons. Gene Ontology annotation, biological process: amino acid metabolic process. NCBI's taxonomy places the organism in Eukaryota, Viridiplantae, Streptophyta, Magnoliopsida, Malpighiales, Salicaceae. The record is from RefSeq and is a predicted model, not a curated record. Gene Ontology annotation, molecular function: transaminase activity; carbon-sulfur lyase activity.